AUGGCGGUGUGCGCUCGGCUGUGCGGCGUGGGCCCGUCGCGCGGGUGCCGGCGGCGUCAGCAGCGCCGAGGCCCGGCCGAGACGGCGGCGGCCGACAGCGAGCCGGACACGGACCCCGAGGAGGAGCGCAUCGAGGCCCCGCCGGCGCCGCGCUGCUCGCUGCUGGAGCUGCCGCCCGAGCUGCUGGUGGAGAUCUUCGCCUCGCUGCCCGGCACCGACCUGCCCAGCCUGGCCCAGGUCUGCACCAAGUUCCGCCGCAUCCUGCACACCGACACCAUCUGGAGACGGCGCUGCCGCGAGGAGUACGGCGUCUGUGAGAACUUGAGGAAGCUGGAGAUCACGGGCGUGUCUUGUCGGGAUGUCUACGCAAAGCUGCUUCACCGAUACAGACACAUUUUGGGACUGUGGCAGCCGGAUAUCGGGCCGUACGGAGGGCUGCUGAAUGUGGUGGUGGACGGCCUGUUUAUCAUUGGCUGGAUGUACCUGCCACCCCACGACCCUCACGUUGAUGACCCCAUGAGAUUCAAGCCUUUGUUUAGGAUCCACCUGAUGGAGAGAAAGUCUGCCACCGUGGAGUGCAUGUACGGCCACAAAGGACCCCACAAUGGCCACAUCCAGAUUGUGAAGAAGGACGAGUUCUCCACCAAGUGCAACCAGACGGACCACCACCGGAUGUCUGGCGGCAGGCAGGAGGAGUUCCGGACGUGGCUGCGGGAGGAGUGGGGCCGCACGCUGGAGGACAUCUUCCACGAGCACAUGCAGGAGCUCAUCCUGAUGAAGUUUAUCUACACCAGCCAGUACGACAACUGCCUGACCUAUCGGCGCAUCUACCUCCCGCCCAGCCGCCCGGACGACCUCAUCCAGCCCGGCCUCUUCAAGGGCACCUACGGCAGCCACGGCCUGGAGGUGGUGAUGCUCAGCUUCCACGGCCGGCUGGCCAGGGGCACCAAGAUCACAGGUGACCCCAAUAUCCCUGCGGGGCAGCAGACGGUGGAGAUAGACCUGAGGCAUCGCAUCCAGCUGCCGGACGUCGAGAACCUGCGCAGCUUCAACGAGCUGUCCCGCCUCGUGCUCGAGGUGCGGGAGCAGGUGCGGCUGGAGCAGCAGGAGGGCCAGCACGAGGACAAGGAGCCGGCCGCGCAUCCCGCCCAGGAAGCGGCUGCAGCCCAGCAGCCCGCCCAGUCGGGGCAGGGGCAGCCAUUUGUGCUGCCUGUGGGUGUGAGCUCAAGGAGCGAGGACUACCCCCGCACGUGCAGGAUGUGCUUCUAUGGCACAGGCCUCAUCGCCGGGCACGGCUUCACCAGCCCCGAGCGCACCCCCGGCCUCUUCAUCCUGUUCGACGAGGACCGCUUUGGGUUCAUCUGGCUGGAGCUCAAGUCCUUCAGCCUGUACAGCCGGGUGCAGGCCGCCUUCCGGAACGCCGACGCGCCGUCCCCGCAGGCCUUCGACGACAUGCUCAGGAACAUCCAAGCCCUCACGUCCUGACCGCGGCUGGCCUGGACCUGCCCUGAGAAGGGUCGCAGCAUGCACUUUGCAAGUCGCACCUUCUGCUUGGGGGCCCAGCCCCCCAGGACGCUUCGUACAGUGUGUAACAUAGUCCUGUGUGUCUGUGAGUUGUGGAGGACAGCUGAGGCGGGGGCUGCGGCAUGGCCAGCUGGGAGCCGCCCCGUGGCCAGCCUGCGCAGGUGGCUGUGGCAGUCGGGGGGAGGGACGGGCUCCCGGGCAGCGGUGUGGGGGCAGUCGGAGGCUGGGCACAGUUCUCCUUUCGCUGCCAGCCCUUUUUCUCCUGUGGGAUAAGAUGGGCUGGCUGUCCGAGCCCCCGGUCCCCACUCUGGCUGUCCCAGGCCAGCUGUCCUGGUCCUUGUCCCUGGUGGGGCACUGUGCCUGUCUGUAGGGGAGCUUCCUCACUGGUCCCCGCGAGGCGUCCCGAACGUUCCCUGGCUGGUCUUGAAAGUGAAAGGAGCUCUGUGCCCAGGAUUGGUCUGCUUGGCACCUUCUCCCCCGGCUUCCAAGAGUGGACCCCUGAGUGGACCGUGCAGACCCUCAGGAGGAGGGGCCCACAUGGCAGCAGCAGGGACACAACUGCGCCCCGCUGUCCCGGCCCCCGACUCGCCCCCCCCCAGGUUCUAGCAGCGUGUCCUGACACAGAAGUUUGGGCCAUGGUUUCCAGCAUGGCCCGGGUUGGCGCAGAAGCACUGUCAUCGCCUGCCCGGCCCCUGUGGUUGUGACUUCCUUGUGCCAAAUGCGGCUGGACCUGGGCGGUGGUGACUGGCCACGGAGCCUCGGGGAGCCGGCGUGGCGUGUGGCUCCCAGGGAGCGGCCGCUGCCCAGGCACGGCCGGGAAGCGCAGGUUUUACCAAGAGGCUCGCUCACUCUUAGGGCCCUCCCCAGCUCCACGGAGGCCUCGCCUUGCCUUGUACAGAGCACGGUGACUGAAGAAAGUACUGAUUAA
Messenger RNA from Ochotona curzoniae (black-lipped pika), 2452 nucleotides. It is a transcript of the gene FBXO31, whose product is annotated as F-box protein 31. Gene Ontology annotation, molecular function: protein binding. The record is from RefSeq and is a predicted model, not a curated record. NCBI's taxonomy places the organism in Eukaryota, Metazoa, Chordata, Mammalia, Lagomorpha, Ochotonidae. Bases 1 to 1485 code for a protein of 494 amino acids. The transcript has 9 exons.